GAAACUGAAUUUACUAGAAUAACAAAGUAAUCUUCCCUGUUGUGCUUAACAUUGGAGAUUUAAAACAAAAGAGCACACAGCAUGGAUGAGUUCCCUGAUCUUACAAGUGGUAACACCCUUGUGGGAAUUGUUGCUGCUGUUAAGGAAGGCGAUGUCAGAAAAUUCCUUCAGGAGUCUCUGAUGUUUUCAUCAGCCACGCCAGGUUGUUCUUCACUGACAGCAUAAGAGAACUGGUUCAUUUUAGCAGCUAGUCACUAAGAGAGGUCGAGCCGUCUGAUGCAGGCUGUUAAGUGUGUGCUGGUGGGGGACGGGGCUGUGGGUAAGACAUGCCUGCUCAUCACCUACACCACCAAUUCCUUCCCUGUAGAAUACAUCCCUACAGUCUUUGAUAACUACUCUGCUACUGUGAUGAUGAAAGGGAAACCGUUGAACCUGAGUCUAUGGGACACAGCAGGACAGGAGGACUAUGACAGGCUAAGACCCCUGUCCUACCCACAUACGGAUGUUUUUUUGGUUUGCUUUUCACUAGUGAGUCCAGCAUCAUUUGAAAAUGUCCGUUGCAAGUGGUAUGAUGAGGUAAAACACUACUGUCCUAAUACACCUAUAGUCCUGGUGGGCACCAAGCUGGACCUGAGAGAGGACCAGGAAAUGGUCAAAGAGAAGAAACUCUCUCCCAUCACAUCUGCUCAGGGCGAAGCCAUGGCUAAAGAAAUAGGUGCAGUGAAAUACCUGGAGUGCUCAGCGCUGAGGCAGAAAGGCCUUAAAACGGUGUUUUACCAAGCGAUCAUGGCGGCUUUGAGCCCACACCCAACUGAAGAGAAGAAGAAAAUUUGCACCUUUUUAUAACGGGGGUCCACAGGGCCCCGAAGACCUGUUAGCGGUCAGAUCCCGGCCCAUUGGACGUUUGCAGGCUGGAAUUCCACCUUUUGAUUCUCCAUGAGAAGAAGACAUGGACAUGAAGCAUUUGCAACUUUCCUGGGGAGAACGUGAGGAUG
This is a messenger RNA of Nothobranchius furzeri (turquoise killifish), 995 nucleotides long. RefSeq names its product ras-related C3 botulinum toxin substrate 1. Gene Ontology annotation, molecular function: protein kinase binding; GTPase activity; GTP binding. Lineage: Eukaryota; Metazoa; Chordata; Actinopteri; Cyprinodontiformes; Nothobranchiidae. Gene Ontology annotation, cellular component: cell projection; cytoplasmic vesicle; cytoskeleton. Gene Ontology annotation, biological process: establishment or maintenance of cell polarity; regulation of cell shape; motor neuron axon guidance. The record is from RefSeq and is a predicted model, not a curated record.